Molecule: messenger RNA, 1065 nt
Organism: Nicrophorus vespilloides
Lineage: Eukaryota; Metazoa; Arthropoda; Insecta; Coleoptera; Silphidae
Product: dimodular nonribosomal peptide synthase-like
Exons: 5
Source: RefSeq, a predicted model, not a curated record
AUGGAAUCGAUUUCUCAUCUUUCGACACUGAAGGGCCCGAUCAGAUCGCUGAAAUCUGAGCCAAUGUUGUUCAGAUUGUUCGAGGAGGUAGUAGUCGGCAGUGCGGAAGAACCAGCGUUGAUUUUCGAAGAUUUCGGAGCAGUCAAGACGACCAGUUACCAUGACUUGAAUGCAACUGCAAAUCGAAUUGCUCGCUUGAUUAAAGCCACCAUCAUGGAGAAGUCGAUUCCACGCAAUGCCGAUGGAGAUUAUAUAGUGGCAAUUUGCAUGCAGCCGAGCGAUAAAUUAAUCUCAGUACUUCUGGCAGUUUGGAAAGCUGGUGCUGCCUACUUGCCUCUGGUUCCGACCUUCCCUGCUUUGCGAAUCGAGCACAUCCUUCGGGAAUCCAAGCCGGCUCUGGUGAUCUACGAGAAUGAGGACAAGAGUUUUGGUGCGGUCUCCAAGUUCUCUGUGAAGGAACUGUUCUGUUUAUCACAUGAGUAUGAUUCUGGAAAUCUCGAGGAUCAAUGGCAGUUCAAGGCCUUCCCAUAUAGCAGAACUGAACAAGUGGGCAUCUUCAAGACGGCCUUAACCUUCGUCGACAGCGUAUCCGAAAUAUGGGGCCCGCUCCUCAACGGUCUAUCUAUUUUGGUGGUGAAGAAAGAAACCACCAAGGAUCCUGAAGAAAUGGUCGCUUUAUUGGAAAAAUAUCAAAUCGAACGUCUGGUCUUAGUCCCAACUCUUUUAAGAUCAUUGCUCAUGUUUCUCGAGUUAAAGAAGGAUAAAAAUGCUUUGAGCAAUCUCAAGAUAUGGGUGUGUUCUGGUGAAACCCUCUCGGUAUCUUUGGCAGAAGAAUUUUUUAAGUACUUCCCCGAAAAUUCUGAGCACAAGCUGUGCAACUUUUACGGAAGCACUGAGAUUAUGGGUGACGUUUCUUUUCACGUUAUUAGAAGCAGGAGUCAGCUGAAGCACGAGACCAAGGUGCCAAUAGGUGGGCCGGUAGACAAUACCAUCCUCUACCUGUUAGAUAGGGAUUAUAGGCCAGUAACAGCCGGGGACGUGGGUGAGCUUUUCGUAUCUGGCUAU